Messenger RNA from Metopolophium dirhodum (rose-grain aphid), 2948 nucleotides. Its product is annotated as solute carrier family 2, facilitated glucose transporter member 8-like. NCBI's taxonomy places the organism in Eukaryota, Metazoa, Arthropoda, Insecta, Hemiptera, Aphididae. The record is from RefSeq and is a predicted model, not a curated record. The coding region runs from base 260 to 1669 and encodes 469 amino acids. Gene Ontology annotation, molecular function: transmembrane transporter activity. Gene Ontology annotation, cellular component: membrane. Gene Ontology annotation, biological process: transmembrane transport. The transcript has 5 exons.
GGUUAACGAAUUGUGUUCGUCCGGUCAUUACGAUAUGCCUAUUAUACUGUUACUAAUAUUAUUAUAGUGUUGUGUGAUUGUGUGAACGGGAAUUAACGUUACCCGCAGUUGUAGCGAUGUGUCGAUAACGAAAAGUAUUAACAAACGUGCACGACGAACGGGUUGAUCGUUUAUCGGUCCGUAAAAACUAAGAAGAACAUUAAUUAUAACAAUAACUAUCGUACUAGCGAACGAUACCACCCCGUUUUAAAUUAACAAAAUGUCUACCCUACCCGACGGCAUCUGCAAACAACUUUUCGCGUGCUUUAUAGUGUCCAUGCCACUGUUGAUGGCCGGAACAACGCUGGGAUGGUCGUCGCCGAUGAUGGAAUACACGCUAAAAGGCACGGCACCGGUUCACUUGACUUCGGAACAAGAGUCGUGGAUGGUAACUCUGAUAGACGUCGGAAACGUACUGUUGUCGUUACCGGCCGGUAUUAUGAUGGACAAAAUCGGUCGGAAAAUGUCCGUGUACUUGACGGUACCGAUAACGCUGGCCGGCUGGAUACUGAUACUGGCCGCUCGGCAGCCCUGGCACUUGUACGUGGCCCGAUUUUUGCACGGCAGCGCUAUGGCAAUCUCGUUGAUCGUGUCCCCGUCGUACGUGGGUGAGAUGGCCGCCAUAUCCGUCCGGGGAUCGUUGGCCCUGGUGGUCGAGCUGACUUACGCUUCCGGUCUGCUGCUGGCCUACGUAGUCGGAUGGCUCGCCAGCUACGAGACCCUGGCCAUCGUCGGCGCUGUCAUACCGGUCAUCACGGGCGUGCUAAUGGUGGCCAUACCGGAAUCGCCGUACUACCUCAUGAUGGUGGGAAAACCGGAAGAGGCGGCCCGGUCGUUGAGGAAGCUGAGGAACUGUGGCGACGAAGAGUUCGAGGAAGAGCUCGAGAUCGUCAGACUGUCCGUCACCGAAGAAAAGUGCAAGGGACAGCUGACGGACCUGCUACACAGGGAUCGGGCGCCAUUGAUCAUCGUGCUCACGUUGGCCGCCCUGCAAAUGGCGUGUGGCGCGAGCGUGAUGGAAGCGUACGCGUCGUCCGUGCUGUACGGCACAGGGCUGUCACCGAACGCCAGCGCCGUGAUAUUCGGUCUGUUCAUAGUGGUGGCGUGCGUGCCGUUCGCGCUCACUGUGGACAAGUACGGCCGGCGGCCACUGUUCAUGGCAUCGUGUGUGGGCACCACUCUGUGCCACGUGUUCAUAGCCGCGUUGCUGUCGCGCGACGAUGGCGGCAGCGUCGGCGUCGAGUCCACGGCCGACACGGACGGUUGGCUGCUGUUGGCCAGCGUGUGUGGCGCAGAAUUCUUCAUCAACAUCGGGCUCAUGCCCGUGCUGUCCGUCAUCCAGUGCGAGUACUUUCCAUCGGACACCCGUGGCCUCGCCAACUCGGCAGUGGUGUUCACCAUCACGUUCACGUCCACCAUCAUGCUGAAGAUCUACCAGCCGGUGACAGACGCGUACGGCAAGCGCGCCAACUUCAUCGGGUACGCGGUGAUCACCUUCUUUGGCGGCCUGUUCUGCUACUUCUGCGUGCCCGAGACUAAGGGCAAAUCGUUCCUGCAGAUCCAAACGGACUUCGAGACGUACGCUUGGCGCAACGGCAAGACCCGCCGCCGGAACUACGAGCGGCUCUGACCGGGUGUUGGGACAACCCCUCCCCCCCCCCACCUCCACUCAACCGCUCCACGACCGUCAGCAGCGAAGGUCCGUCGCGUCCUCGCUCAUUAUUAAAUGUUAUAAUAGUGUGUAUACGUUGAUUAAUAAUAAUAAUAUUAUACAAUAACGAUUGCCGGCCGCCACGUUUCAUGGUUUCGUCCGUGUGAGUUUUGGACUUGAAACGAUCGAGACGACUUGAGACUUACGUUUGAUAUCGUUUUUUAGUUAUUAUAUGUCUGCAUAUACGCCAAAAUGCGCCACUGCAGGGAGUCUUGUUUUUUUUUUUUUAUUUAACUUUUAUAAUAAUUUUCUUAUACACGAUUCGAAGCCUGUAUAUUAUACGUUGACGUGAUUUAUUUUUUUUAAACUUUCGUUAGGUGCCUAAAUCCGUUUACCUACACUUAUAUUAUUAUACGCAUCGAAAUCGUAUUACAAUGUUAUAUUCGCUGGACGUCUCGCGGUGUUAGUACUUUUUCGGAUGACGGCCAAAGUGGACACAUCGGAAAAAGAAGCACAGACGCCCAACGUUACAUUAUAAUUGAUAAACAUUUUAUACGAUAAAAAAAAAUAAUCAUACAUACAUCGAAACCAUACAUUUCAUCUCACGAUAUUUCAUUUUAUCUGUAAAUUCAAUCUAAUUUUGGAUAAUAAUUAUACAAAGUUGUUACAAAACAUUGUUAUUUACAGCACAGUCAGCGUAAUCAUUUUUUCUUAUAUGUAUAAAACAUCUACACGCGUUUCGUACCUCCAUCCCAGCAUAAAUGUAUCCAAAUUGCAUAGUGAUAACGCUCUUUUGGUACCUAUUGUUAUAAUGAUCUCAGUAAAGCCGUAGACAACAAUGGUACCUACCUAAUUUAACCGUAAAAAGUACAUUACAACAUCGAAUAAGUACCAGUAUUUGUUUUUAUUUUACCCACUUAUUAUCCACGCAAAACUCGUUCACCAAUGUCGAGAAAAUGUUCAAAACUCUCAAAUCAGACAACGGAUCAUCCCUAUUCCCUAUUAUUAUGUGUAGGUACAACGGGGUGGGUACCCAAGAAAAAAACUUGAUGUAUAGUACAUACCAAUACUUGCUUUAAUAAGAAAAUGUUAAUUUACCUUGGUAGUCUUAAGUUUUCAACGAAGUAUUAACUCUAUCAAUAAUAAUAAUAUUUAUAUUAAAUAUAUAUAUUAUGUAAUAAUAUACUACCUAACUGUUGUAUGCUUUAAAUAUAAUGAUUAACUUCUGAAGUUAAAAUAAACAAAAAAGUUUUUAUUA